AGUGGGGACGCGCCACGGAGCUCCUGAGUCUCGACUCGGGGGCGUACUCCGCGGCCCCCUCACUCAUUGUGGCCACUGAACCGCCUGCACUUUGGCAGCCCUCUCAGGGGCUGCCAGAGGAAGCUCAACUUACCUGUGCCCUGCUCCGCCGCGACGGUGGACUCCAGGUUCCCUCGUUUGCUGCCGAGAGUUCUGGACCUGAGGAGAAAUGAGGGCAAGGGUGAGAGCGGCUCGAGCCGUGGAAACUGACGGGCAACAACCUUGUAUGAUUCUAGUGUCACGUGGCAAAACUCAGAGCGUUUUCAGAGCAUUGUCUGAGCGACAGAAACUGGAGGGAAGCUUUUCGGGUGACCCACGUGUUGGGGAAACGCUUACAUCUGUUUUCACGGGCCUGUGGACCCACUAACCUAUGAACAGGUGUUAAAAAUGUUGCAGUCUCUAUGGAGAGAGACAGCUUUAUCUUCUUAUUUCUUUACAGUCACAACCAAAACAGUCUAUAUGCAAAAGAUGGUUUUGUCCGUUGAAGACAAAUCAAGUUAAUGUGACAUUUCUUCAUAACUCUGUUGAGAUUUAACAUCUAUCAGCAAUCACGUCGCCCUUGGUUCAAGCAGAGAUCAAAAUAACUGACAAAAUCUGGAAUAAACAGACACAUUCACCAAAUAUGGAAGAGGAUGCCAAACCUCUCUUGGUUCCUGUGGGAGGCGAAGAAAGCAGUUUUGGAAUCAUGAAUAUACAGUUCGAUCCAGAAUAUUUAAAGUGCAAAAGACCAUUUCAUGUGGAGCCUACAAACAUAGUCAGUGUGACUGAUGAUGUGCAAAGAGUCACGGAUGAAGCUUCAGCAAUGAAUAAUCGGAUUCAUUACUAUAGCAGGCUGACCUCUCCUGCAGACAGGGCACUGAUUGCUCCUGAUCAUGUACUGCCAGCCCCUGAUGAAAUCUAUGUGUACAGUCCAUUAGGAACUGCUUUUAAAGUCGACAGUUGUGCAGAUGGCUAUGGUAAAAACUCCAGUAUAGUGACAAUAUUUAUGAUAUGGAAUACAAUGAUGGGUACAUCUAUAUUAAGCAUCCCAUGGGGAAUAAAACAGGCAGGCUUUACUUCUGGAAUUAUUCUCAUCUUGCUGAUGGGCAUUUUGACUCUUUAUUGCUGCUACAGAGUUGUGAAGUCUCGGAAGACAAUACCUUUAAUAGAUACGUCAAACUGGGAAUUCCCCGAUGUUUGCAAAUAUUACUUUGGAUCUUUCGGUCAGUGGUCAAGCCUCUUCUUUUCUAUGGUAUCACUUGUUGGAGCCAUGGUUGUUUAUUGGGUGCUUAUGUCCAACUUUCUCUUCAACACAGGAAAGUUUAUCUACAACUUUGUUCAUGACAUUAAUGUGACAGAUAUUGUUCCUGGCACGAAUGGAAGUAACAAAGUCAUUUGUCCAAGUGAUGCUGGCAGUCACCCACCACAGAACCACAGUGUAAUGUUCUCUUCUGGCAACAGUACAGAUUUUGAACUCUUUGAGAAGUGGUGGGACAAAUCACAAACUGUACCAUUUUACCUGAUCACUGUUCUUCUGCCUCUGCUGAGUUUGAAGUCUCCAUCUUUCUUUGCGAAGUUUAAUGUCUUAGGUACAGUUUCAGUUGUCUACUUAGUUUUUCUGGUUACCGUAAAGGCUGCUCAUCUAGGAAUCCACUUAGAAUACAACUGGUUUACAGAGAAUGACUUUUUUGUACCAGAGUUUAGAAUUCUGUUCCCUCAGCUCACAGGAAUUCUGACACUUGCCUUCUUCAUCCACAAUUGUGUCAUCACACUUCUUCAAAAUAACAAGAAUCAAGAAAACAAUGUAAGAGACCUCUCUAUUGCAUACUUCCUGGUGGGAUUAACAUAUCUGUAUGUUGGAGUGAUAAUUUUUGCAUCUUUUCCUUCUCCACCACUGUCCAAAGAAUGUAUUGAACAGAAUUUUCUAGAUAACUUUCCCAGCAAUGACAUCAUGUCAUUUGUUGCAAGAAUAUUCCUGCUGUUCCAGAUGAUGACUGUAUACCCACUGUUGGGCUACCUGGUGCGAGUUCAGCUGUUACGACAGUUUUUUGGAAAUACUCACCCAAGCAUUUUCCAUGUGCUGGUCCUGAACAUAGCAAUUGUAGGAGCUGGUGUAGCAAUGGCAAGAUUUUAUCCAAAUAUAGGAGGUAUCAUAAGAUACUCUGGAGCAACAUGUGGUCUGGCCUUUGUAUUCCUGUAUCCAUCCCUUAUCUAUGUGAUUUCCCUUCAUCGUGCUGGGCAGCUGACAUGGCCAGCAUUGAUCAUUCACAUCUUUAUUAUUCUCCUUGGACUGGCUAAUCUGAUUGCACAAUUCCUAUUGUGAAAGCUCCUUCUUCUCCCUGUGGCUGUCAGAAGUGAUACUGUGACAUUUGGCAACAGCCUUGAGCAACACGGUUAUACACGGGAACAAGCAAGUCUUCAAUAUGAUCUUGAGAAAAACUGCAUCUCUGAAACAAACUAAAAGCACAUCUUUAGGCACCUGAUAGAAAACUUGCUCCAAAGAAAAAACACAAUUCAUUGAGAAUUGAAAUGGUUCAGGUUUGAGUGAGGUAGGCCUCCUGAUUUUGUUGAACACACAUCAAAAAUUAGUAAAGCUCUUUUUUUUUUUUUUUUUAAAGCACAUUUGGGUCAAAAUGCACUCUUAAUUUUUGAAAAUGCUAGUAAAUUGUUUUGGCAGUAUUUUUCCUCUAGGAAAUUCCAACUAAGAAAUAAUUAACUCAUGUCUCAGUUUUUUAUUCAGAACAAAUAUGCACAUAAGUUAUCUGUAAUCUUACAAUGAAAAAAAAAAAGAAGAUUAAAAAAAUUAGAACAAGACUAUUGAAAUUAGAAUUCCAGGCUUCACUUGACUUCAGCUCUGUUAACUGAGCUGCUACAUGCUGUAAAGUUGUCUUGUUUAAGAGUUGUAUCUUGGAUGCAAUGUUCAUCACGGACUUAAUCCUUCCUUCCUAGGGUCUUACUUUAAACAUUUCUCACUGUGCUCUUCCACUACAUUAUGCUAGACAUUUUGGAUGUGAGCAGAGAGACAAAGCUUGCACUCUUCAAGGUUGUGGACUAAAGCAAAUCAUUUAAGUUUUAGAUAAUCCUUAAUGGAGUGAGUGUGUGGGUUGGGUUUUUUUUUCAGACUUCUUAUUUACUGAGACAGCGUACGUGAGUAAGCACACUGAUACCUUCCUUCACCUACCAUCUCUGAGCCCAGAUCUUAAUCCAAAAUGCAAUCAUUAAGUUGCCAUACUCUAGUGGAAUGUAAUUUUUUUUGUGGAUGGAGAGAGAGUAAAAACUUCUUCUACAGAAUUUCAGUGCUUUAAAAUAAUGAACAGAUGUAGAAUAUUUGAAAGAGGACUGAGAGCAUUGCUAAAUUCCUAAGUAAAAGAGAAAAAUAGUUGGGACUGAUGUAAUAUUUGUCAAGUAGGAAUUGAGUUGGGCAAGAUAAUUACAUUGCAGGAUAAGAGUUCAUGUUUUCAUCAUAAAAGUAUAAAGUAAUUUUUUUUGAAAAUUAUGUGAUUUUUUUACUAAUCAUGUAAAUCCUCUUGUUUGACUUAGGCUCUUCAAACUGUGUAAAGGACAUUGACUUGCAUAAAUGUCCUUUGAUUUGUAUCAAAUACAAGAUCAUACAGCUUUUAAA
Molecule: messenger RNA, 3640 nt
Organism: Pogoniulus pusillus (Red-fronted tinkerbird)
Lineage: Eukaryota; Metazoa; Chordata; Aves; Piciformes; Lybiidae
Gene: SLC38A9
Product: solute carrier family 38 member 9
Exons: 15
Coding region: 662-2341 (559 amino acids)
Biological process (GO): amino acid transmembrane transport
Molecular function (GO): L-amino acid transmembrane transporter activity
Source: RefSeq, a predicted model, not a curated record